AUGCAUCACCAUACCACAUUUCAAAUUUACAUCUAUUUUUCCCUGUUCAUUGCGUUGAGCUACUGCAGAACAGUUUACUAUGACGAAAUAGUCGAGGAAGACAGUACUAAACCAGUUCCGACGGAGGAAGAUGAAAACAUCAACAAAAAUAGUAAAUUCAGGCUUGCAGAUAUACUAUACGAAGACUACAACAGUGAUGAUAACAAUGAUAAUAAUGAAUUUGAUUCAUAUGAAGAGAGGAAAUUUCACGACAGAUCAUUGUUCAGUACACAACGACCGGUUCAUUACAUCUCUGCUCAAACUCGGCAGGCAUUGAUCGAUAUUUUACAAAAAGCGGUUGACCUUGGCUGGAAGCCGAAGUUGAAGCAUUACAUCCCAUCGACUCGCUUCGGCCGUCAUCGUCGAUGA
Molecule: messenger RNA, 408 nt
Organism: Adineta ricciae
Lineage: Eukaryota; Metazoa; Rotifera; Eurotatoria; Adinetida; Adinetidae
Source: the annotation of a GenBank genome assembly